AUGCCAUCUCUCAUUGCGUUGAAUCCGCCCUCCCCUUCUCCGUCCAUCUUCAAGGACAAAGAGUCACUCAGCCAGUUGUCAUCACUAAAGACGGCAGUAUCGUACCUUUCUGCUGUUCAACAAGCAGAUAGCCCUGCUCGGACUCACGACAACUCCUCUGGUUCAUCAACCCCUGCACUUUCUCUCUCCUCCGUCACAGCUUCAUCCGAAAACAUCUUCCUCAACGAGGACGAUGAGAACAACUGUCUCGUGUACCCCAUUAAGCCGCCCAUCUCCGAGCAGGUUUUCAGUACUAUUCACACAGAGUUUGGUCACUGCGCAAACGAGGCCUAUCGUUGUGUCUCCAAGCAUGACUACACGAAGCCUUUCCAGGAAUACAUCGUUGAGGAGCCUCCGUAUUAUAUUCUCCUCGCCACAUAUAUAAGCUAUCUCAUUCUCCACUUUUUCGGUCAUAUGCGUGACUUCUUCGGAAAGCAUUUCACUAAGUCUUCCUUCGCCCACCUCAUGCACCAUAAUGGUUAUGCGCCUUUAAACUCAGAUUGGGAUUCGUUCUACGCCCGACGGCUCAAGCGUCGCAUGGAUGACUGCUUUGGCCAGCCUGUCACAGGCGUUCCAGGCCGCACUGUUCUCAUUCUCGACCGUUAUUCCACCGACUUUAACCAUACCCAGAUUUACACCGGUAACAGAACACGCGCCUUGAAUAUCUCAUCAUACAAUUACCUCGGCUUUUCCCAGGCCCACGGCGGCUGGGUAUAUGCAGUCGAGGAAAGCGUCCGUCAAUAUGGCGUCUCCACCUGCGGCACGCGUCUUGAGACCGGGAGCACCGAGCUCCAUGUCUCUAUGGGCUUCGCCACCAACUCUACUUUCAUUCCUGCACUCGCGGGAAAGGGGUCCCUGAUCAUUUCCGACGAGCUGAACCACACUAGUGUGCGGGUCGGUACACGCCAAAGUGGUGCCCAUGUCCGGACGUUCAAGCACAAUGAUAUGUCAAGCCUCGAGUCGCUUCUGCGUGAGGUAAUAAGCCAGGGUCAGCCCAAGACACAUCGUCCGUGGAAGAAAAUCUUGGUCAUUGUCGAGGGUUUGUACUCCAUGGAGGGCACCCUUGUGAACCUGCCUAGGAUUGUCGAGCUGAAGCAGAAGUACAAGUUCUACCUCUACAUUGAUGAGGCGCACACGCUUGGUUCGCUCGGUCCUCACGGACGUGGCGUCACGGACUACUUCGACAUCCCUCCUCGCUUGAUUGAUAUCUUGAUGGGCACGUUCAGCAAGGCCUUUGGUGCUGCUGGCGGAUAUAUCGCAGGGCACAAAACCCUUAUUGAUGCCCUCCGGCUGCGCAGUCACUCUGGUCCGUAUGCAGAAGUAAUGACGCCUCCCGUUCUCACACAGAUUGCUGUGUCGAUGGCCAGCAUCAUGGGUGUCGCUCCGGUACCACAGCCCGCCAAGUCCCCGCGUCCCCUCGGUCUUGAUAGCUCAAUUGUCACGGCGACGCAUAGUGCAGAUGAGCUCGCACGAAUGGUGCCUGCAAGCAUGCUGCCGACGUGGAUGAACCUUCAUCCGUCUCUCGCGGAUGGAUCGGAAGCUCGCACGCGUAUGCACCGUCUUGCCUUCAACUGCCGGUAUCUGCAUGCGGGCCUCAAGAAACUCGGCUUCGUCGUCUAUGGACAUCCCUCCAGCCCGGUUGUUCCCCUGCUCAUCUUCAACCCGGGAAAAUUAUUGAUGUUCGUGCGUAUGAUGCGUGCGCACAGCCCACCGAUCGUUGUCGUUGUCGUAGCGUACCCAGCCACUCCGGUUGAGAAGGGUCGUGCGAGGCUCUGUCCUAGCGCAUCCCACACAAAGGAGGACAUUGAUAUAUUUCUGCGAGCGUGCGAUGAGGUUGGUGGAAUUCUUGACUUGAAACACGGUUUGGGCGAGCGGUGGGGGAUUGAUGAGGUUUGCGAACGCGCCGUGGAGCUCGUGCAUUCUGUGUGA
Molecule: messenger RNA, 1968 nt
Organism: Suillus paluster
Lineage: Eukaryota; Fungi; Basidiomycota; Agaricomycetes; Boletales; Suillaceae
Product: pyridoxal phosphate-dependent transferase
Exons: 4
Coding region: 1-1968 (655 amino acids)
Biological process (GO): sphingosine biosynthetic process; ceramide biosynthetic process
Cellular component (GO): serine palmitoyltransferase complex
Molecular function (GO): pyridoxal phosphate binding; serine C-palmitoyltransferase activity
Source: RefSeq, a predicted model, not a curated record